Messenger RNA from Owenia fusiformis, 306 nucleotides. The record is from the annotation of a GenBank genome assembly. Lineage: Eukaryota; Metazoa; Annelida; Polychaeta; Sabellida; Oweniidae.
CCUCCACAGAUUUUGAAAUCAGUUAUCCCCCAGCCAGAUCUAGGCUAGACACCAAAAAAGAGGGUAACUUGGGGGCUGGCUGGCUUCCUAACAAGUAUGAGUUGACUGGUCAGCAGUGGAUACAAGCAGACCUUGAUGAAGUUAUGUUUAUAACAGGUGUGAUAACCCAAGGAAGGGAGCAUUACUGGUUCACAUACACAUUUCUAUAUGGUGAAACUGAAGAAAAUUUAAAAGAGUAUGGACAGAUUCUAGAAGUGAAUAAUGAUUAUAACACCAAAGUUAUUAAACCGAUUGAACCACCGGUGU